CAAAGGAGGUGAUGAUGCGGACAAAGUGUUGAGAUGUAGAAAAAGCGAAGACUGAUUAGCUGUCGGCGUUGGUCGGCGAAUCCGGAUUUGAUGGAAAAGAGAGCGCUUAAGGGGAAAGAUGAUCCGGGAAGGAUGGCGUGAGGAUGUGUUUACAGAGGAUCGAUGGCAACAGCCCGUGUCACAUAGCAUAGAGACUAUGUGUCGGGUCGUCCUCUUCGGAGCUUGCUUCAUAAACAACAUCCGGACGUCACCACUUCUUACGUGUUGGAUCUGUCAAAUGAGAAGUUACUGUACGAGGUGAAAUGAAGGACGAUGCAUAAUUGCAUCGUAAACCAUAGUAAUGUUCCGCAUUCAUUGCAUCGCUGGAUGGCGCAGACUCUCCAAUGACCCUACGAGGAAGAAAGGGAGGAAGCAAGAUGUAUAAGGAAGGAAAGUCCACUACAUCUUCCAUCCUGCGCACGGAUCUCCAGACACUCCCCUCUUAAUGUCAUCGGAUCAGUAUGCGUUGUCAUUCCCCUCUCCAUCAUCUCGCUCGUCUCAGACACAAUGUCUAAUUCCGAUACAUCCCAAGCCCUUAUACUGUGGGAAAUUAAUCCUGGCCAACCUCUUGUAGCGGCCUCUUCAAUUGCAAAUACCUCCUCUGCGUCCCUCACUGAUCUGAUAGAGCCCUUGAAGAAGCAGGAAAAAGAAAAUCGUACAACCUAUGCUACCUCGAUAGGCCCUACAGAUAAUCAGGAUGAUGGUCCAUCAAGCACUAAUCGAUGGGUAAUAAACAAAGUAUUUUCCGAUUCCUUCACUUCUCACUUGCGCGUAUGCACCCAAGAGCCAUAUAUUCUAGUCCCUAUUCAAUCGGGUGACGUGGCACGACGAAUCUACCAUCCCUUUUGGAAGGAGCAGGAAGGACUACUCAACAAGUCCCGGUGUGUUCAAGGGGUCCCACUCCCCUUGCUCGGGUCUAAGAAACGUCGCCGAGAGCUGGAAAACCCCUUCGUGGCAGCAGACACAGCGAACACAGCGAACACAUUUGCUGACCCUCCAGCGGGACCUUACCAUUCCAUGGCCCUCAUAAAGCGACCGCGGCUUACUCUUGUCCACGUGCCGAAACCUGAUUUACGUCAAAAUCACCAUGGCACGGUCAAGCCUUUCCAUCCAGUCUCCCAUCCUUGGCCCAUUGACCAAAAGGGCGAUCCCGUUUUCAUACUCAAUCAGGAAUUCCGCCGGCACCUAUGUUACUCUCUGAUCCUUCCCACCCCAGCUUUCUUUCAGAUACAUUACCCUCAAGCAUCCGCAACUAAAUGCAUAGCUCAAAGGCAACUUUCGCGAACCUUCCUGCCGAUUGCCAACUAUAAAUACAACCCGAACCGACUCAUCACCUAUCACAGUGGGAUUACCAUGGCCACCGACAAAGCUGCAACCCAAGGACAAGGAGCCGUUGCCAGAUUGUCAAAUUACGCUAAUCCAGCCGAUGAAAAUCAAGUUCAAGAUCCUCUUUCUAUCAUACAGCCCAUAAUAAUGAGACACCUUGUCUGCCCGACAUCUCAUAGCCCAUCACCCACCAUCGUCGAGCACUCGCACCAUGAGUUCAUGAUGCCAGAGUAUGAUAACCCUGUCAUAGAUGACUAUGAUGUGAUGGAGGUCAGAAGCGAAUAUGAUGGAGAGCUCUGCGUUAUGCCGCUCGAGGAUUCCGAUGCAAACUAUCAGACGCUUGCUCAAGAGCAGAGGUCACUGGCCAAGGCACCGAAGAAGCGUCCUCUCGUCAACAGGAUCACGCUCCGGCCCAGAUCUCCAUCUCCUGACGUCUUCCUUUCAGAGGCACAAGGUGAGAAUCCCAAUAAGCAUCGGCGUUCAAGUGAGGACGAUGAAAUUAUCGAUUCAUGCGAAGGGCAAUGGAGGGUAGGAAGAAUCCCUGGGCAUCAAGGGUUCCAUUCAAGGUCCGGGAGAAAAGUGAUUGGAAGUGAUUCAGAGAGCAGCGGGCAAAAAAGGUCUUUGAGUCAGAGCAUCUCGGGACAGGCCGAACGAGUUUUGAAGAAACCAUUCCGCCCACCGACUCGCGUAAUCCUCCCUAAAGCUUCGCCCAAGCCAUCGACAUCUCCUCUCGCAGGUGGCAUACCAGACUCUACACCCAGCAAAGACAUCACCUCAACUCCCAGUACCUCUGCCUCCGAUUCCACUUUAACCGAUAGCACACUGAAUUCGCAGGCAAAGUGGACACCAUCUCAUCGCUCCUCCAAAUUAACAAGGCCGUUCAAGACUCCUAUCAGAUCUGAUCGCUCUAGCGCUCCUUCUCCUUCUACUUCUUCCUUAUCAUCUACUCACCGAGGCCAUCAAGCCACAAUACUGACUGUCCAAAACGAAGUGAUGCUGUUGAAGAAAGCAGCCAAAUAUGAGAACGACGAUUCUGCAGGGCGUUUGGAGGAACUGAUAAUACAGUGGCGCAAUGCGGGUCGUGAAAUGGUGGAACGCCUUUUCUCACUUAUUCCUCGACCUUUAGACGACGGUCUUCUCCAGACUUCGUCCGCCUAUGCUCCCAAUGCUUUCUCGUCUGGUUGGUAUGAGGGUCCUUCAACUCUUGAACUCACUCCCGAACAACAGGAUUACUUGGCAAAAGCACCUCUGAACAAGGAUGACGAGCCAGUGGAUACUGAGGGGAAUCUGCUGUUUGAAAACGAAGGAGAUCAGGAUGUAGUGAAAUAUCUUCAAAAGUUGGAAGAAAAUAAGACGUACGCGUUCAAAGAAAGCUCUCAGGUGAGGAGAACGCCUAUGGAUGAGUCAGACGUGGACGAUUAUUCAAAUUGCAGAAAUGCGGAAGAAUCGUCGUCCAACGAGUGGAAUUAUGGGAGCCUCAUGCGCGGACUCGGUGUAGACCCACCACUGCUGGGCUGGGAUGCCUGCGCUGAGGACUGGAUCGACUUUUCGUAGAAGCCCAAAGAAAAAAUAAUUAUUGGGCUCGUCCAGCCUUUCGUCUGACACUAAGCCCAUCUGUUGAAACAUCUUUAAUGAAGUUUCACGCAACUGAACGAUUUUUAAUAACAUGUGGAACGCUUAUGUCCCUGUACAUAACGACAAUUAUAUUGUAUAUUAGAUGCUCAUGGAAAUCAAAAGCUCAUG
Molecule: messenger RNA, 3108 nt
Organism: Cryptococcus deneoformans JEC21
Lineage: Eukaryota; Fungi; Basidiomycota; Tremellomycetes; Tremellales; Cryptococcaceae
Exons: 5
Coding region: 547-2919 (790 amino acids)
Source: RefSeq, a predicted model, not a curated record